GAACCAGUGAGGUUAAAGGGCACAGCCACGUAUAGAGCAGGUACAGAGGCCUGGUGUCUGGGACAAAAAGGGAAAGCUGAUGGUGUGAGGCUCUGGUGUCUGUGACAGAGGAGGAGGUGCAACGGAUACACUGACAAUGGAUGUAAAGUGAAGCCCCGGGGGCGUGUGCGAACUGGAAUACUCACUGGCUAAUCCCUUGAGUGGGCGGAGCUUGCAACUGGACAGAUAAGGGUUAUAAACCUUCACUUCGUCCCCCACCACACCAGAGACAAGAGCCAGGAAGUGAUAAGGAAACCCUGAGCCGGCGUCAUGGCAGCCAAACCCAAGCUCUGGUACUUUCCUGGCCGGGGCAGGAUGGAGUCGAUCCGCUGGCUGCUGGCUGCAGCUGGCGUGGAGUUUGAAGAAGAAUUUCUUGAAACAAGAGAGCAAUAUGAGAAGUUGCAGAAGGAUGGGCGCCUGCUUUUUGGCCAAGUGCCUCUGGUUGAAAUUGAUGGGAUGAUGCUGACGCAGACCAGAGCCAUCCUCAGCUACCUGGCUGCCAAGUACAACUUGUAUGGAAAGGACCUGAAGGAGACAGUCAGGAUCAACAUGUACGCCGAUGGCACUCAGGACCUCAUGGGGAUGAUCAUGAUGGCUGCGUUCAAACCCCCAGAGGAAAAAGAGGAGAACAUCGCUUUAAUUGUGACAAAAGCGAAAACCCGUUACUUCCCGGUCUUUGAAAAGAUUUUGAAAGACCAUGGAGAGGAUUUCCUUGUUGGCAACAAAUUCAGCUGGGCAGAUGUACAGCUCUUAGAAGCUAUCUUAAUGGUGGAAGAACUCAGUGCUUCUGUUCUCUCGGACUUCCCUCUGCUAAAGGCAUUUAAAGCAAGAAUCAGCAACAUCCCUACAAUUAAGAAGUUCCUGCAGCCUGGGAGUCAGAGGAAGCCACCUGCGGAUAGCCGCUACGUUGCCGUGGUCAGGCACGUUCUGCAGUUCUAAUGGCGGCAGGCCUCGCUAUGGUGCACGGCCGCCAUCAGCCACAGCCUCGCACGUGCCGGAGCUCACUGUAGAUUCUAGGUGUAAAAUGUCUGGAAAGAGCAAAGCAGUACUGCCAUCAACAGCCAAUGCCAAUUAAAUGAAACAUGAGACCAUUUGGUUAUAUGAGCAUUUUUAAA
Molecule: messenger RNA, 1154 nt
Organism: Myotis brandtii (Brandt's bat)
Lineage: Eukaryota; Metazoa; Chordata; Mammalia; Chiroptera; Vespertilionidae
Product: glutathione S-transferase A4
Exons: 8
Coding region: 310-978 (222 amino acids)
Biological process (GO): xenobiotic metabolic process; glutathione metabolic process
Molecular function (GO): glutathione transferase activity
Source: RefSeq, a predicted model, not a curated record